Saitoella complicata NRRL Y-17804 is the source of this 2079-nucleotide messenger RNA. Its product is annotated as vacuolar protein sorting-associated protein 1. Bases 1 to 2079 code for a protein of 692 amino acids. Gene Ontology annotation, molecular function: GTP binding; GTPase activity; microtubule binding. The transcript is spliced from 4 exons. Gene Ontology annotation, cellular component: microtubule; cytoplasm; membrane. Gene Ontology annotation, biological process: peroxisome organization. The record is from RefSeq and is a predicted model, not a curated record. Lineage: Eukaryota; Fungi; Ascomycota; Saitoellomycetes; Saitoellales; Saitoellaceae.
AUGGCUCAGGAGAACCAGACAGCAGGCAUCAUGGACAAGGCGUUGAUCACGACAAUCAACAAGCUACAGGACGCUUUCGCGACUGUGGGCAUUCAGAACCCCGUCGACCUUCCUCAAAUCUGUGUUGUUGGAUCUCAGUCGAGCGGGAAAUCGUCAGUGCUGGAAAACAUCGUUGGACGUGAUUUCCUUCCUCGAGGAACUGGAAUUGUGACUCGAAGACCGUUGGUGCUGCAGUUGAUUAACCGCCCUGCGACGGCGAAAGGGACAUCUAAGGUUGACGGCGGCGAUGACGUGAACGCCAAUACCGAUGAAUGGGGAGAAUUCCUUCACGCACCUGACAAGAAGUUCUACGAUUUCAACAAAAUCAGGGACGAGAUUGUUCGGGAGACAGACGCCAAGACUGGAAAGAAUGCUGGUAUCUCACCCGUGCCCAUCAACCUGCGCAUUUACUCUCCAAACGUCCUCACGCUGACACUGGUCGACUUGCCCGGUUUGACAAAAGUACCUGUCGGCGACCAACCGAAGGACAUCGAAAAGCAAAUUAGAGAUAUGGUUCUCAAGUACAUUACGAAGCCCAAUGCCAUCAUUCUUGCGGUCACUGCCGGUAACACCGACUUGGCAAACUCUGAUGGACUCAAAUUGGCACGAGAGGUGGAUCCCGAAGGUACCCGCACCAUCGGUGUUUUGACAAAAAUCGACCUUAUGGAUCAAGGCACGGAUGUUGUCGAUAUUCUUGCCGGACGAGUCAUUCCAUUGCGCUUGGGAUACGUCCCUGUCGUGAACCGUGGACAAAGGGAUAUCGAGCGAGGCAAGGCCAUUUCUGCUGCCCUAGAGUAUGAACGUGAGUUCUUCGAGAACCACUCGUCUUAUCGAUCAAAGGCACAAUACUGCGGUACGCCUUUCUUGGCCAGAAAGUUGAACAUGAUCUUGAUGCACCACAUUCGCAACACACUCCCCGAAAUCAAGGCAAAGAUUCAGGCCGCGCUUGUCAAGUACCAGGCUGAACUUGCCAGCCUUGGUGAUUCUGUGCUCGGUAACAGCUCCAACAUGGUGUUAAACUGCAUCACCGAGUUCUGCAACGAGUUCCGUACUGUUUUGGACGGUAACAGUCAGGAUCUGUCCAGUGUUGAACUGUCCGGCGGUGCGCGUAUCAGCUUCGUCUUCCACGAGCUCUAUUCCAAUGGCGUGAAGGCUGUUGAUCCUUUUGAUCAGGUGAAGGACGUUGAUAUCAGAACAAUCUUGUACAAUUCUUCCGGUUCUUCGCCUGCUCUGUUCGUGGGUACCACCGCAUUUGAAGUGAUCGUCAAGCAACAGAUCAAGCGUCUCGAAGAACCAUCUUUGAAAUGUGUGAAUCUCAUUUACGAUGAGUUGGCUCGAAUUCUCUCUCAGGUUCUGCAGAAGCCGCACUUCAAGCGCUAUCCCGCUUUGAAGGAGAAGUUCCACCAGGUUAUCAUUUCAUUUUUGAAGAAGUCUACGACUCCAACGAACAAGUUGGUUCAAGAUCUUGUUGCAGCAGAGGCAACCUACAUCAACACCGGCCACCCCGACUUUCUCAAUGGUCACAGGGCAAUGGCCAUUGUCAACGACCGCAUGAAUGGCCAAAAGCCCGUGCAGGUCGACCCCAAGACCGGAAAACCUCUACCAGCAGGUGUCCAGACACCCACCAGCUCCCAGUCUCUGGACGGAGAAGCUGCCGGUUCCGGAUUUUUCGGCAGUUUCUUCGCAUCGAAAAACAAGAAGAAGAUGGCAGCUAUGGAGGCUCCUCCGCCUGUCUUGAAAGCGUCGGGUACUUUGUCUGAACGUGAAGCCAUGGAGACUGAGGUCAUCAAGCUGUUGAUUUCCUCCUACUUCAACAUUGUCCGAAGGACGAUGAUUGACAUGGUACCCAAAGCUAUCAUGCUUAAGCUCGUCCAGCAUUCGAAGGAUGACAUGCAAAGAGAAUUGCUCGAAAACCUCUAUAAGAGUGACAUCCUGGACGACUUAUUGAAAGAAAGCGAGUACACCGUCAAUAGGCGCAAGGAAUGUGAGCGUAUGGUGGCGUCCCUGUCUCAAGCCGCUGAGAUUGUUGCAGAGGUAUAG